Siniperca chuatsi (mandarin fish) is the source of this 4150-nucleotide messenger RNA. RefSeq names its product atrial natriuretic peptide receptor 1-like. The coding region runs from base 1547 to 4150 and encodes 867 amino acids. The transcript has 23 exons. Gene Ontology annotation, biological process: cGMP biosynthetic process; receptor guanylyl cyclase signaling pathway; protein phosphorylation. NCBI's taxonomy places the organism in Eukaryota, Metazoa, Chordata, Actinopteri, Centrarchiformes, Sinipercidae. The record is from RefSeq and is a predicted model, not a curated record. Gene Ontology annotation, molecular function: guanylate cyclase activity; ATP binding; protein kinase activity.
ACUCCUGCUGCUUGGGUGGAGAAGUACUCCGAGCCUUUACUCCAACUAAAGUACCAAUACAGUCAAAAAGGAGUCAAUAAACUGCUGUUGUAAGUAGUAACCGGCAGUAGUGAGUAGUAGCAGUAACUGUAGUAGCACUAGUUGUACUAGCAAUAUAGUAGAAGUAGUAAAAGUAUUAGUGGUAGCAGUAGUAGCAUUAGUAACAGGAAGGCAAGGACAAUUUAAUUAUAUAGCACAUUUGCAAAGGGCUUUACAAAAAAAAGUAAUAAUUAAGAAGAGCUGUCAUUGGAAAUAACAGAUGUAAAACAUUUAAAAUGAGUAACCGUGGAUCUGGUUCGGGAACUCGAAAACACAGCCAGGAAAUUAGGAACCAUCUCCGUUUUAAUCUAAGAUGCAGGCAGAGCAAGAUUAUUCCCAAGACUGGGCAGAAAACCGUCUUAUUUAAACUGAGAGCAGUACAUAUCUAACGGUAAAACCACAGUGGAGACACGAGUUCACUUCAUAAGCAACAGCGAUCAAGUAGGCUUUGAGUUUAGAUUUGGACAUAUUAAACCGAUUUGGACAGUUUAUACUGACCCUUACACCGGUGUCAGACCGAAUGCACAGGAGCGAAUAGUUUGCGCAAGAUUUGUGUCGCAGAAUGAAGAGCGUACAAAGGAGCUAACUGCUACGAGCUACACCGGAAAUUAAACAACCACUAUAUUAAUCUUCAGACCCGGUAUCCUCGUCCUUCUCGGAUGUCUUUCAGAUUAACUUUAGGGAGCCCUGGGCCAAAAAUCGGACUUCCCACGUUCCCAUUAAGUCCAGUGCAACCAGUACUCAUAUGAUGUAACGAUUUGUGUAGGGCUGCAACUAACCAUUAUUCUCAAUAUCGAUUCAUCUGCCGAUUAUUUGACGUUUGGUCUGUGAAAUAUCAGAAAACGGUGAGAAAUGUCCAUCAGAGCCCACGGUGACGUCUUCGAGUGUCGCGUUUUGUCCGACCGAAAGUCCAGAAGCCAAAGAAAAACAGGAAGUGCCGACACUUGAGAAGCUGGAAGCAGGACGUUUUUGUCUUUCUACUUGUUGGUAACCAGGUGAGAGUUGGUUAAAUGUACUUACACUUCUUUUGUUUGAACUUCAGCUGCUGCAUUUUGUACAAGUUGUAGUUGACAAAGAGCUGCUUUGGGUUACUAGAGUCUAGAUCAAGGUCUAGAUUGGCGUUUUGAGAGAUCCUGCUUGGACAUGAGUCCUUUUUUUAGAUGGUAAAAACUGACACUAACUGAUUAUGUAUUAAAACGAGCACAGAGAUCAGUGCAGUAACGGCCCUCACCACCAGAGGGCAGUGAGCACCAGCUUCAGCGUUGAACAGCAGGGUGGAAAUGUCUGGAUUCAUCUCUCUCCAGUCUCUGCUGCCUCUCUCGACCCCUCCUCCUCCUCCUCCUCCUCCUGCUGCUCUACUCAUCGCUGAGUCUGGAUUCAACAGCUCAGAAGCUGCAGAUGUCCGCAAACACCUGUCUGCCUGCCUGCCUACCUGUCUGACCCUUAAGCCUGUCUGCCCUUCAGCAGCAUGAAGAGGAGGCAAACAUUUGGGUUUCUGCUCUGGGUGUGUGCUUGCUGUGUUGGUCCGACGUGCUGCUGGCACGACCUGGACAACAGCGAGUACGACUGCUGGCCUCUGGACAAACCCAACGAAUACAACAUGAUCGACUGUGGAGGUCUAGAGAUGGCCUGGGUGGUCCGUCCUCCAGAGACGGUGAAGACCGGUGAGGUGUUCAGCGUCACAUACUCGGUAACGGCCCAGGACUCUUUCUACCAGUGGGCCAUCGAAAACCACAUCUUCACACACAGUUCCAUAGUAAACGCCGAAGCAGCUCAGAAGUUUUGUGAACAUCACGACUGUCCGGCCAACUGGAAAGACGCUGACGGAGAAAACUGCUGCAUUCAUCACGCUAACAUCCACUCCUGUCCACUGGUACACAUGGCAUCAGAGAGCAUCUGUGGUCCCUGGAUUCCUGACGAUGGAAAGAUCUUUACACACACCAUCUCUACCUCCGGCAAGAUGACCCAGACCAACUGGACUGCCAAGGUGGUUCUGGUCCAUGCUGGCUUAACCUCACUCAUCGCUCACAUACGAGUUGGUCGCAUGCAGGUUGCUCUUGAGGCCAAGAGCACCGUGUAUCCUGCUGUAGUGUGUGGUGAUGGCGUCUGUGAGGAGGCGGAGCUUUGUUCCACCUGUUCAGCUGACUGUGGUGAAUGCCCUAUGACCCCGGCCACCAAGCUGGCCAUCGGCCUGCCGCUCAGCCUGCUCUGCCUCUGCUUCGUACUGACUGCUGUGUGGCUGAGGUACCAGAAACAGAAGCUGUUGUGGGACGAGAGCUGGAUCAUAGACUUCACUACGAUAAAACAAGAUCUGGAAGCUCGUAUGACCAUGGGCAGUAUAAUGAGUGUACCGGUGGGGAACAGCGACAGUAACACCAGCUGCGUGACUGCUCUCAGCUCCUAUACAGGACAACCAGGGACCCGAAAAACAAUGUUCACCUGCACUGGGAUAUAUGAUGGCAGGACGGUGGCCAUCAAGAGGAUUCAAACAAAGGCUUUCUCUCUGUCCAAAACCAUAAGACAGGAAGUCAAACAAGUCAGGGAGCUCGAUCACCCCAACCUGUGUAAGUUUAUUGGCGGGUGUGUUGAGGUGCCCAAUGUUGCCAUAGUGACAGAGUACUGCCCAAAAGGAAGCAUUAAUGACGUUCUUCUUAAUGACGAGAUCCCGCUUAACUGGGGCUUCAGGUUUUCCUUCGCUACAGACAUCGCCAGAGGGAUGUCGUACCUCCACCAACACAGGAUCUGUCACGGCCGACUCAAGUCUCUAAACUGUGUCUUAGACGACCGCUGGGUCUGCAAAAUAACAGAUUACGGGCUGAGGAUGUAUCGCAGGGACGAUGGGGCGGAUCCUCUUUCCACCUAUCAGCAGAGACUCUUGGAGGUGUACAUGCCGCCCGAGUUUCAUAACUCCAACAUGGAGCCGACGCUAGCUGGAGACGUGUUCAGUUAUUCCAUCAUUCUGCUGGAGAUUGCCACUCGCAGCGACCCCGUCCCAGCAGAGGAGUCCAAUCUGGAGAGCGCCUGGUGUCCUCCUCUGCCAGAGCUGAUCUCCAGUAAAGCCGACAGCACCUGCCCCUGUCCUGCUGACUACGUAGAGCUGAUCCGGCGAUGUCGCUCUCGUAAUCCCGCCCACCGACCCACCUUUGAACAAAUCAAGAAGUUUGUUCAUCGAAUCAACCCGAUCAAAGUCAGCCCGGUGGACAUGAUGAUGAACCUGAUGGAGAAGUACAGUAAACAUCUGGAGGUGUUGGUGGCCGAGCGGACUCAGGAUCUGAUGCAUGAGAAACAGAGGACUGACAGGCUGCUAUACAGUAUGCUUCCUAAACAGGUGGCUGAUGACCUGCGGCAGGGGAAGCCGCUGCAGGCUCAGAGUUACGUCAGCGCCACCGUCUUCUUCAGCGAUAUCGUGGGCUUCACGCAGCUGUCCAGCAGCAGCACUCCUUACCAGGUCGUCGACCUCCUCAACAAACUCUACACGACGUUUGACGACAUCAUCGACAACUACGACGUGUACAAGGUGGAAACCAUCGGCGACGCCUACAUGGUGGUGUCUGGUGUUCCUCUGGAGAACGGGAUCCUCCACGCCUCAGAGAUCGCCAGCAUGGCUCUGGACCUGGUGGGCGUCUGUCGCACCUUCAGGAUCCCCCACAAACCCAACACACAGCUGCAGAUCCGAGCGGGGAUACACUCCGGUCCGGUGGUGGCGGGGGUUGUAGGGACGAAGAUGCCUCGUUACUGUCUGUUUGGAGAUACAGUCAACACAGCAUCCAGGAUGGAGUCCACCAGUCUGGCCCUGAAGAUCCAGUGCAGCUCCAGCGCGUUUUACCUGCUGGAGGAGAUCGGCGGCUACGUGCUGGAGUGCAGAGGGACGCUGCAGGUCAAGGGGAAAGGUGACAUGGUGACUUACUGGCUGGAGGGGAAGAAGACGUCUCUGGUCUCCAAGGACGUUAACCCCGACGCCAAGAUGCCCAAACACAUCGCCGUGGAGACGGAGGCAGAGGCGGAGAACGAGCGAGAGCUGUAUUCCACCAUACCGGGGAUUCUGAACGACGAUCUCCUGGAUCCGGUCUGA